This is a messenger RNA of Geosmithia morbida, 1260 nucleotides long. RefSeq names its product acetylornithine deacetylase. The transcript has 2 exons. NCBI's taxonomy places the organism in Eukaryota, Fungi, Ascomycota, Sordariomycetes, Hypocreales, Bionectriaceae. The coding region runs from base 1 to 1260 and encodes 419 amino acids. Gene Ontology annotation, molecular function: hydrolase activity. The record is from RefSeq and is a predicted model, not a curated record.
AUGCGGCCGCCAUCAGUGUGGUAUUCGCUGCUAUGUGCCUGCCAAGCUGUUUGCGCCGAAGAGCAGACGCGUCUUGGCAAAGGGCAGCUGCAGCAGCAUGGUCCGAGUGACUCCUCAUCGUCCUCACCGCCGUCAUUCCGAUCGGAGCUGCUGGACCUCCACAGGUCGCUGGUGGAGAUUGAGUCCAUCUCUGGGCGGGAGUACGAUGUUGGCUCAUGGCUAUCAGAGUAUCUGAGCUCCAAGGGGUGGACGUCGACGGUCCAAUUCGUCCCCCCAAGGGAGGGCACCCCCCCCGGCGCGCAGCGGAUGAACGUCAUGGCAUGGCCGGACGAUAAUGACGGGACGCCGGACCCGAAAGUACUCCUGACGAGCCACAUUGAUACGGUGCCGCCGUUCAUCGCGUACAGUAUUGACGAGGGAGAAGUCACGCGCGACACGAGGAUCUACGGACGCGGCAGCGUUGAUGCCAAGGCCAGCGUCGCGGCCAUGAUUGUGGCGGUGGACGAGCUUCUCGAGAAGGAUGAGAUCAAUCCCCAGGAUGUCAUGGUUCUCUUCGUUGUGGGCGAGGAGGUCUCGGGCGAUGGGAUGCGGUGGUUCAAUGACUCGCUCGACUCGUUCGAUCGCCGCCCGGAGUUUGAUGCGGUCAUCUUUGGCGAGCCGACGGAGAGCAAGCUUGCGUGCGGGCACAAGGGUGGACUCGUGUGCCAUAUUGAGGCGCGCGGCACGGCCGGCCACAGCGGGUACCCCUGGCUGGCCAAGUCGGCCAACGAGCUGAUUAUGCGCGCGCUCGUCAAGGUCCUCGAUACCGACCUGGGCAGCUCAGAGCAGUUCGGCAACACUACCAUCAAUAUCGGUCGUCUGGACGGCGGGGUGGCCAACAACGUCAUUCCUGCCAGGGCCACGGCGGGGAUCAUGGGUCGCGUCGCCCUCGGUCCGCAGGCGACUGGCGGUGAGGUCGUGCGGAAGAGGCUGCAGGCUGUGCUCGACGAGGUCGACGAUGAGGCAUUUACGCUGGACUGUCCUCAGGGAUAUGGGCUUGUUGAGACGAACUGUGAUGUUGAUGGGUUCGAUAGCAUCGUUGUCAACUAUGGCACGGACAUUCCCCAUCUUGAGGGUGAACACACCAGGUACCUUUACGGCCCGGGGACCAUUCUCGUGGCCCACGCUGCCAAUGAGAACAUUACCGUUGGUGAUCUUGAGACGGCUGUUGUGGAUUACCAGAAGCUUGUUCUUAAUGCCCUAGGCAACUAUACAGCAUGA